Dromaius novaehollandiae (emu) is the source of this 1430-nucleotide messenger RNA. It is a transcript of the gene SIRT5, whose product is annotated as sirtuin 5. The transcript has 9 exons. The record is from RefSeq and is a predicted model, not a curated record. The coding region runs from base 202 to 1140 and encodes 312 amino acids. Lineage: Eukaryota; Metazoa; Chordata; Aves; Casuariiformes; Dromaiidae. Gene Ontology annotation, molecular function: NAD+ binding; protein-succinyllysine desuccinylase activity; protein-malonyllysine demalonylase activity. Gene Ontology annotation, cellular component: nucleus.
AGAGCGGCGCUGGGGGCUGUUCUUCCUCCGCUCGCAACCCCGGAGCGAGGAGGGAGGUUCCGCUUUGGCGGAAACCUGGAAAUAACAAACGUGCUGUGGAACUAGAGGGUAUUUCUGUGGCUUUUAAAUACCCGGGAAGGCUCAGAGGAGAGGGAAGGGCUGGACGGAGGUGUUUUACCUGUGAUACAGCACUUUGAAGUGAUGCUGAUGAGUCUCUUUCAGUUUGCCACCAGAAGGUUGGUUUCCCAAGCAUACUGUGGACUUAAGCCUCCUUCUUCAAAGAAACAGCGGUUUUGCUUGGAAAUGGCUCGUCCUAGUUCAAAUAUGGCCGAUUUUCGAGAAGUGUUUGCCAAAGCAAAGCAUAUAGCCGUUAUUACAGGAGCUGGUGUUAGUGCUGAGAGCGGAGUUCCUACCUUCAGAGGGGCUGGAGGUUUCUGGAGAAAGUGGCAAGCACAGGAACUGGCUACCCCAGAGGCUUUUGCCAGAAACCCUUCUCGCGUAUGGGAAUUUUAUCAUUACCGCCGGGAAGUGAUGUUGAAUAAACAUCCAAAUCCUGCACAUAUUGCCAUUGCAGAGUGUGAAAGACGACUGAGCAAACAAGGAAGGAGCGUUGUGGUCAUUACACAGAACAUUGAUGAACUACACAGAAAGGCAGGCACGAGGCACCUCUUAGAAAUUCACGGUAGCUUAUUUAAAACCCGGUGCACCAACUGUGGAAAUGUGACUGCAGAUUACAAGAGUCCCAUAUGUCCGGCAUUGGCUGGAAAAGGGGCUCCAGAUCCUGAAAUAGAAGAUGUUGAGAUUCCAGUUGAAGAGCUUCCUCGGUGCGAGGAAGAUGGCUGCAAUGGCCUUCUUCGCCCCCACGUCGUGUGGUUUGGUGAAACCCUGGAUGCUGACGUUCUCACAGAGGUUGAGAAAGAACUUGACAUAUGCGACCUCUGCUUGGUAGUUGGAACCUCCUCUGUGGUGUAUCCUGCCGCUAUGUUUGCCCCCCAGGUAUCUGCCAGAGGAGUGCCUGUUGCAGAAUUUAAUAUGGAAGCCACUCCUGCUACAAAUAGAUUCAGGUUUCACUUCCCGGGCCCCUGUGGUACCACGCUGCCGCCGGCGCUGGCCCGCCACGAGACGGAGCUCAUCUCCUGAGCGCGGCGGAGGCCGGGAGCGGCGCAAGGCGGCACGGCAGCACCGCGGCGGCCGCAGCCCGGCGGGCACCAACUCCCACGCGGCACCGGGCGCUCGGGGACAAGCCGGGCGGUGGUGCCGCUCCCCACGAGCGGCGGCGGGGGGUGGGGGGCACCGUGGCGGGGGGAGGGGGUGGAAGGGCCGCGGUCCUGUCGGACUGACCCCCUCCUGUGGUCGGCAUAGCAAUAAACGCGCAGCGGCGGCGGCGGAGAGUCCGGGCCCGUCGCUGCCAGGGGCGCAGACGGCACGUA